AUGUCCUCUCCUAAUGCUCCACCCCGUUUGGUAGAUGUCCUACUUGUCGGCGGCGGUCCUACAUCACUCGUCAUAACGUACAUGCUGCUCAAGACCGGAAUCGUUACACUCACAGUUGAACAGUACGAUAAAACACAGCAAGCCUUGUAUGGAAGGGCAUGCAUGCUCUACGCUCGCUCUGUCGAGCUCCUUGACCUAAUCGGGGUCUACUCUGCGAUUGCAGACAUAGGAUUCAUGGUCAAAGACUCGACCACGUUCAAGGACGGCAAGGAAGUUCCAGCGCGGGGAUGGUCCUUCGUGCGCGACGCCAUCGCGGGAAAUACCUUCUUUGAAUUUAGCUUCAGUAUCAGACAGAAGCACAUCGAAUCCGCUCUCAGAGAGGCCAUACAGUCGAUGGAUUCAACUGCCCUUCAAGUCCCCGCGAAGCUCGUCGACUACACCAUUGAUUCAACCGCAGCGUACCCCGUACUCGCGACCAUCCAGGAGGGUCAAAAAACCUAUCAUGUUCGCUGCAAGCACCUAGUAGGAGCCGAUGGAGGACGUUCCACCGUCCGUUCCAUUAGUCGAAUCUCGUUCCCCGGGACAAACUCCGGCCAUCGCUGGGUGCGGAUGGACGCGGUGGUGCGCACGGACAUGCCGCACAGUAGGAGAGCAGGCGUCUCGAUUGAGUCUAUCGAGCACGGCAACGUCCUCUGGACGCCAACAGAUAACGGGCGCACUCGCAUCGGCUUCGUCUGCCCCCCGCAUCUCUGUCAGAAUGAAGAGUCACCGACCGCUGAAGCUAUCAUGGCGGAAGCCAAGAAAGCCGUUCGGCCGUUCACGUUGGAUUUCGUUGAGCUUGACUGGUGGACGGUGUACGCGAUCGGGCAGCGUGUGGCGGACAAGUUCAAGGACGGGCCGAUCUUCCUGGCGGGCGACGCGGCGCACACGCACUCCUCCGGUGCAGCCCAGGGAAUGAACACCGGCAUCCACGACGCGACGAACCUCGCAUGGAAGCUCGCAGGGGUACUCAAAGGGUGGCUACCUGAGAGCGUGCUGGACACGUACGACGCCGAGCGCCGCGCGUCCGCGCAGCACCUCAUCCAGCUCGACCGCGAUAUCGCGUCGCUCAUCUCCGGCAAGAUCCCCAGCCACCUCAGCGCGCCGCCCGGCGCCGACGUCAACUCAUACCUCAACCAGGUUUUCACUGAGAACGCAUCCUUCACCGUCGGCCUCGGCAUCUCGUACACCGAGAACAUGCUGAAUCGCCGCGUCGGCGCCGCAAGCACGGUGCCCGCAGCUGUGCUUGUGGGCCGUCGGGCGCCGGAUGUCGCGCUCGUCCUCCCAGGUGCUGCGUUCCCGCGGAGGCUCUACGAACUGAUGGCCUACUCCGGGCGGUUCUGGAUCCUUGUCUUUGCCGGCGCGUUGGAGGACAUGCUCGCAGGUGCGGCACUGAACGCAAUAUGCGCGGGUAGAUACCUGGCGCUCAAGCAGGCACUCGAUGCCCGCGACGCGUUCACCCGGACGCGUGCGCCCGUGUUCGCGUUCUUGACGAUCUCUCGUGGGGAGGGUGCGCUGCAGUCCACCGAGGCGCUGGGCGAGCAGCCAUUGGGCAGUUCAGCGUACGACGUGACGGGGGAUGCAUAUGCGAAAUAUUCGAUCGACCCGGCGGAGGGCGGCCUGGUCGUCGUGCGCCCGGACGGCAUAGUCGGGACCAUCGCCCCGUUGGGUGCGACUGGUUAUGGCGAGCUUGAAGCCUACUUCGCCGAGAUAGUGCUGCCGGCGUCCGCAAAUGACGGCCUGCGUGAUGUAGCAGGCUCGGAGCUGACGGUAGGGGAAAUAUCGCUCGAAGGGCAUGAGGAGAGGCGAGAGAUCAUCAAGACUGCCUUACUGUAAAGUAGCUGUUCAUGCACAUGUAUCGCUUCAUGGAGUUAUCAAAAGUUAUCGAG
This is a messenger RNA of Rhodofomes roseus, 1928 nucleotides long. RefSeq names its product putative pentachlorophenol 4-monooxygenase. Gene Ontology annotation, molecular function: FAD binding. The transcript is spliced from 6 exons. NCBI's taxonomy places the organism in Eukaryota, Fungi, Basidiomycota, Agaricomycetes, Polyporales, Fomitopsidaceae. The record is from RefSeq and is a predicted model, not a curated record. The coding region runs from base 1 to 1875 and encodes 624 amino acids.